UAUCACAAACGAAUCAAAAACAUUGGACUUUAUUCCGGUAAAUCGUCGGUAGCUUUGUUAUUUUAUCAAGCGUCGUCGUGUAUAUAAGUUCGGGCAUUUUAACGGAAGCAUCGAGUUCAUUUUAUUGUUAGGUCAUGUCUGUGUUCUGCGAAGUUUAGGUAGAAGGAAAACUUUUUCCUUCUAUUUUAAUAUUCGAUCUUUUUGCAAUUUAGUACUUGAGCAACUUUCCUCAAAGAGUGAGUAACUUAUUAAACAUAAAAAUGCAGAUUUUUGCUUUAAUAGUUUUUUUAGUAGCAAUAGGUACUUUUGGUAUUGAGGCUAUUCAAUCUCCAACAUUUAGUAAUGCUUACACGGUAAAGGGAACUUUGUAUAUCCCAUAUGCCGAAAUUCGUGAACCAUUUUAUGCAUGGUACGAUGCUGCAAGUGGAUCUAGCAGAAUUGAUUACUAUGGAGGAAUGGUGAAAACUUAUCAAUUGUCGCACAAGGGAUCUUAUGGAAAAAGUAUAAAAAUUGCUCCAAUCACUACAGAAAAUAUUUUAAAUGCAGAAACAUGUCUUGAAGUAAAUGGUACCAGGGAUUUGAAAAUUGAACCUCAGACUAUUAUUCCGGAUACAACUGGAAUGGAGUGCAUUGGUGAAGAGGUGGUUAAUGGAUUAUUAUGUGAAAAAUGGAGGCUUGUAGAGACUGUUAAUGAAAAAACAAACAAAUAUACUCUUUGGAUAAGAUAUAAGAAAUCUCCACGUGUACCACAAUUUAAAGAACCAAUUCCUGUAAGGUAUGAAAUGAAAGGUUUUAAUAGCCUGUUAGGUUCUCACUACGAUCAUUAUUAUUUAGAUUAUGAUUGGUUCUCUUCUGAGACACCUAGUUCAGAGGUGUUUGAUAUCGCGGAAAAUAUGACAUGUGUUAGUUUUCCUGGACCUGGAGAUAAACAUAUAUACACAUUUAAUCCCAUACGCGAGUUCAUUCAUAAUCAUGACGCACAUAUGCACGAAGCAUUCGAAAAUUUCAAAAAAACUCAUAACAAGGAGUACAUAGAUGAAAUAGAUGAAUUAGCACGCAAAGAAGUCUUCAGACAAAAUUUAAGAUUUAUUCACUCAACCAACCGAGCUGUUAAAAGUUAUCAGUUAGAUGUUAACCAUUUGGUGGAUCGUACCGAAUUAGAAUUAAAGGCAUUGCGUGGUAAACAAUAUACUAAAGGUUACAAUGGAGGAGCACCUUUCCCCUACAAUGCUGAUGAAGAAGUGAAAAAAGUUCCAGAUUCUCUAGAUUGGAGACUCUAUGGUGCUGUUACUCCAGUUAAAGAUCAAUCCGUUUGUGGCUCUUGUUGGAGUUUUGGCACAACAGGUGCUGUCGAGGGUGCUUAUUACAUGAAAUAUGGUAAAUUAGUACGCUUGUCUCAACAGGCUCUUAUUGAUUGUUCAUGGGGUUUUGGAAAUAAUGGCUGUGAUGGUGGUGAAGAUUUCCGAUCGUAUCAAUGGAUCAUGAAACAUGGAGGUCUUCCCGCAGAAGAUGAGUAUGGUGGUUAUCUUGGUCAGGAUGGUUAUUGUCAUGCAAAUAACGUUACAAAGGUAGCUAAGAUUACGGGCUUCGUAAAUGUUACACCGGGUGAUCCUAAUGCUUUGAAAGUAGCCAUCGCAAAACAUGGACCCAUUUCAGUUGCAAUCGAUGCUGCUCAUAAAACAUUUUCAUUCUAUUCCCAUGGUGUAUACUAUGAUGAAUCCUGUGGUAACACGGAGGAAUCAUUAGAUCACGCAGUUUUGGCUGUCGGUUAUGGUAAAUUAAAUGGAAAGGAUUAUUGGCUGGUUAAAAACUCCUGGUCAAAUUACUGGGGUAAUGAUGGUUACAUUCUGAUGUCUCAAGAAAAGAACAAUUGUGGAGUGUUAACAGCCCCCACAUAUGUUACUAUGUAAGGAAGAACAAAUAAUACAUUAUAUUUUUGUUUUUUACUUUAAACGUAUAUAAAUAAGUUAUGAAAAUAAAGUUAUAUAUUUUUUUUUAAAUGCAAUAAUAAUAAAUGUUGAACACCAUUUUCUGGGUACAUACAGAGACCUAUUGUAAAAUGAAAAAAAAAAAAUGUAAAUAAAUUGUUAAAAUGCAAGGUAAAUGAGAUGCAAUUUUAUUUGGAUCGUAUGAAAAUUAACGUUGUAGAAACAUAAACAAAAUGAUUUUUAUUGAAUAUCUGUAGCAUUUGAAAGCACUCUUAUCAUUCUCUUUUCUUGUUUUUUUUUUUUCACUAAAAACUUGGAAUAUCAAAGGACGCACAGAUACGAUGAAUUUUUGAAGUCGGUAAAGUGUAUAAGUAAAUUACAUAGUGACUGUGAUCUGCCAGUUCACAAAGAAAUGUAUAUUCGAUAUAAAA
Molecule: messenger RNA, 2359 nt
Organism: Megachile rotundata (alfalfa leafcutting bee)
Lineage: Eukaryota; Metazoa; Arthropoda; Insecta; Hymenoptera; Megachilidae
Gene: 26-29-p
Product: C1 family peptidase 26-29-p
Biological process (GO): proteolysis
Molecular function (GO): cysteine-type peptidase activity
Source: RefSeq, a predicted model, not a curated record